AUGUGGUUUUUCAGGAAAAGGGUUCCUAAAAUUCCCAGAGCCCUCAUUUGGCUCAUUGUUUUAACACACUUGUGCAUCUUCAUUGCUAAUUUCAGCUCCUUGUUUGGCUUGUCAAAGACAAGGAUUUUCAGGCAAUUGAGCAUUUUCCAACGUGCCCCAGAUAUGCUACAAGUGGAGACCCAAGAGCAACAGGGUUUAGACUAUUCUGAUAAUGGGAAGUCAAGGAGCUUUUUAAAGGUGAUUUUGGGGAGAGACGUCACAACGCUCAAACAAGAUAUGGUUGAGAAGACACCAAGAUGGGAAGGAAAGGAGGAGCAGGAGAAAAUGAUGAAACCAGUUGCCAGGCUGGAGGAAGCCAAGGAGAACAUGACUGUGAAACCACGCCCCACAUUGGAGGGAGUCAAGAAGACAACAGUGAAAACACCCCUUAGGGUGCAGGGAAACAAGGAGAAAACAACAGUGAGACCAGCCCCAGGGGUGGAAGAAGCAAAGGAAAAGACAAUAGUGAAACCACUUCCCAGAGUGGAGGGAGCCAAGGAGAAGGCAACAGUGAAACCGUCCUUUGGGAUGAAGGGAGCUUGUGAAAACAACAUAUGCAAAGACCAAACAAAGCCAAAAGAGCCUCCUGCAUCAGUGAAAACUGUAAGACCUCUUCCUCAGGCUGCUGCAGUGACAGAAAAGAAGCAGCUGAGGGCUGCUGACUUCAAGUCUGAGCCGCACUGGGAUUUCGAGGACAAGUACCUGCUGGACAACUCAUCUCCACCAUUGACCUGCCCUGAAUCAGUGAAGGCCAAAGCUGCCAAGUCUGACUGGCUGCGAGAUCUUUUCCUGCCCAACAUCAUGCUCUUCACAGACAAGAGAUACUUCAGUGACAGUGAGUGGGACCGCCUUGAGCAUUUUGCACCUCCGUAUGGCUUCAUGGAGCUGAAUUAUUCAUUGGUGGAGGAGGUCAUGUCCCUGCUGCCCCCAAAUUCCCACCAGCAGCUGCUCCUGGCCAACAGCAACAGUAGCAGGCCGACAUGCAUCAGCUGUGCUGUCGUGGGGAAUGGAGGAAUAUUGAAUAACUCUGGGAUGGGCCAGGAGAUUGACUCCCAUGACUACGUCUUCCGGGUGAGUGGGGCUCUAAUCAAAGGUUACGAAAAAGAUGUGGGAACAAAAACCUCCUUUUAUGGAUUCACAGCCUACUCCCUGGUGUCCUCUCUCCAGAUCUUGGGACACAGAGGGUUCAGCAACAUCCCACAGGGAAAACAUGUCAGAUACAUUCACUUCCUGGAGGGAGCUAGAGACUAUGAGUGGCUGAAGGCUCUUCUGUUGAACAAGAACAUCAGAAAAGGAUUCUUGAACCACUACGGGCAGAGGCCCCGGGAGAGAUUCGAUGAAGAUUUCACGAUGGACAAAUACCUGGUGGUUCACCCUGAUUUCCUCAGAUACAUGAAAAACAGGUUUUUAAAAUCUAAAAGUUUGGAAAAGCCUUACUGGCGGCUGUACAGACCCACAACGGGGGCCUUCCUGCUGCUAACUGCCCUCCAUCUCUGUGACUUGGUGAGUGCCUAUGGCUACAUCACGGAGGGUCAUGAGAAGUACUGGGAUCACUACUAUGACAAGAACUGGAACCGUCUGAUUUUCUACACUAACCAUGACUUCAACCUGGAGAAGCAGGUGUGGAAAAAGCUUCACGAUGAGAAUAUCAUUAAGCUUUACCAGAGAUCCUGA
Messenger RNA from Haliaeetus leucocephalus (bald eagle), 1713 nucleotides. RefSeq names its product ST6 (alpha-N-acetyl-neuraminyl-2,3-beta-galactosyl-1,3)-N-acetylgalactosaminide alpha-2,6-sialyltransferase 1 (gene ST6GALNAC1). Bases 1 to 1713 code for a protein of 570 amino acids. The record is from RefSeq and is a predicted model, not a curated record. Gene Ontology annotation, molecular function: alpha-N-acetylgalactosaminide alpha-2,6-sialyltransferase activity. NCBI's taxonomy places the organism in Eukaryota, Metazoa, Chordata, Aves, Accipitriformes, Accipitridae. The transcript has 9 exons.